AUGGACAAUACGGACAAAGAAGACACAAAUAGUAAGAAGAUGGAGGAUGAGGAGGAGGAGGACAAACAGCCUAAGACAAUAAUGGGCAUCUUCACCCGACAACAAUUCAUCAUGUUGUGUGUUGCUGUGGGCUUGGUGGUCUUGCUGAUCGUUAUUGUUGUGCCUGCAGUUGUUCUCACUCAGUCUUCAGGUUCAGGUUCAGGAUCUUCUGGCAUCAAGGUUCCAUUUCACUCUGAUGGGGACAUGUUGGAAUUCCUGAUGGAUAAUGGGAAAAUCCCAAGCACGGAUGGGCUAUACGCCACAUGGUAUCACUCAGCCAACAACAAAUCACAGCUUAACGAUGCCCUUAAAAGUUCAGUCAUGGUUUUGGAAGCGGAUGUAAACGUAGAAGGGCAUAACACCGCCAACCAGACCAACAUUCCCAUCAUGGCCCAUCCCCCUGCUGUUUACAGUGACAACACCCUACAGGAAUGGAUAGACGUGGUUCUCAAAUCAGACAAAGGAAUUAAACUGGACUUUAAAAGUAUUGAAGCAGUGGAGCCUUCUCUUGACAUACUGAGAGUGAAAAAUCAAACAGCGCGCAUCAAUCGCCCAGUGUGGCUAAAUGCGGACAUCAUUCAUGGGCCCGGUGUUCCUUUGUUUAUACCGGUGAUUAAUGGCACUAGGUUUUUACAACUCAUUCAACAGAAAUUCCCUGAGGUAACAAUAUCACCAGGAUGGAAAGUACUCUAUGUGCCCCAGUUUCCUAACGUAACAUACUCAUUGGACAUGAUGGAGAAAAUGCACAUUGCUGUCCGAGAUGUUCCACAGAAAAUAACUUUCCCCAUCCUGGCUAACAUGGCCAAGCUAGGGUGGCCUCAUAUCAGUUGGCUGCUGAGCCAAUCGUCGAGGUUCACUCUGACCCUGUGGCAAGGGGCAAACAACCCAACACUUAAUGACCUUCUGUUCAUUCGGGACAACAGCAGCCCACAGCGCAUUUACUACGACAUUUACGAACCACUGCUAUCACAGUUUAAAGAGGCUGCAAACCUGAAGGGUCGCCCUCGACGGUUUUACCCCGGAGGAGAUCUGAUUGACUACUUUAAACCCAAGAACAACGAUGGCUCCAACAUCCAAUGGCAAACUGUGACGGGCAGAGAAUUCCUGUUGUCUGCACUUGGAGACAGCAGUGGUGGGAUGCUGGUCAUUCCAGUGGUCUCCAGUGCAGGUCUGCCCAAGAAGCCAGCGGUGGAGAGUCCAGGCCCUGAGCUCUCCCUUCAGGAGUGCCUGGAGCUCAUCUACGCCUCGCCCAAACCCUGGGGCAUCUACCUGCGCAUCAAGUCUCCGAGCCAGCUGGCCCCUUCGCUGCAGCUCCUGAGCACGGCGUACAAGCAGGACCUGUUGUACCAUCCCACCUGGGUCAACAUGGAGGUGUCCCACGGGGCUUUCCAGACGCCGGGCUACAUCGGCGCUCGGGACUUCCUGAGCACCGUGGAGGAGAACUUCCCCUUCGUGACCCUGGCCCCUGGCUGGCCGCGGGAGGCGCUGAGCGAGGGCUACACGCGGGCCCUGGUGGAGGACAUGCUCCAGCUCUUCAGGGGCGUCUACCAGGACGUGUCUCUGCAGUUGAGCGCCGAGUCGCUAGGAAGGUCGGACGCAGGCCUCCAGCUUCUGCAGGAGACACAGAAACGGUUCUCUCUCACCGUAGAGACUGACCCUGCAACAGAUCUCAACACCUGCGUUCAACUCAUGAAGUCUCUUCGACAAGGGAGCAGAGGACAAAUCUUCUUCAAUAUGCCACAGGAUUAUAUGUCUGAGCCGUUAAGUGAGGUUAACAAUUUUUAAAAAUCUGAAUGUGACUUGCGCUUCAAUGAAGACUGAAUUAGAUAUAAUGUGCCUCUUUAUAACUUAUAUUCAAAUGUAAUGAAUCAACUCUAAAGGUAAGGCAACUCAAUCAUGUAAUUUAAAAAUCCCCAUUACAGUGGA
Messenger RNA from Sardina pilchardus (European sardine), 1965 nucleotides. It is a transcript of the gene fam151a, whose product is annotated as family with sequence similarity 151 member A. The record is from RefSeq and is a predicted model, not a curated record. Bases 1 to 1824 code for a protein of 607 amino acids. NCBI's taxonomy places the organism in Eukaryota, Metazoa, Chordata, Actinopteri, Clupeiformes, Clupeidae. The transcript is spliced from 8 exons.